GUACCUUUCCCAACACACUCUUUUUUCAGUUCCUCCUCAGCCAAAACCCUGCGAAGUAAAAGGCAGGUUUCUUCACUGUCGUCCUUCUCCCUCACUGCUUACAAGGAAAACGAAAGCAGUAAUGAGUUCGUAGCAGAGCUCUCCGGUCUGGUUCCGUUUUCAAACGAAGCCCUAAAACAACAUCAUGAGGUACUCCAAAUUCAUUUCUCACUCCUCCUUCCUCUUCUCGCGCUAUUCCGCAACCGCUCGUCAAAACCCUAAACUUGUUCUACCAUACAUUGCUCGGGAAUAUACGUCUCCCGCGCAGCAGCCGACGGAGAGGGUGUCGGCGAUCGUCGACGAGAUCGCCGGACUCACAUUACUCGAGGUGGGGGAUUUGACGGAGGUCUUGAGGAAGAGACUGGACAUCAACGAGAUGCCGGUGAUGGCGGUGAUGAUGCCGGGGAUGGGAUUCGGCGGAGGCGUGAGAGGCGGCGGGGUGGGGGCGGCCAAGGGGGAGGAGAAGGUGGCGGUGGAGAAGACCGCGUUUGAUUUGAAGCUCGAGGGAGGUUACGAUGCGGGGUCAAAGAUCAAGAUUAUAAAGGAAGUGAGGGCUUGUACUGAUUUAGGGUUGAAGGAAGCCAAAGAUUUGGUGGAGAAGGCGCCUACCCUUUUGAAGAAGGGGGUGCCCAAGGAGGAGGCCGACAAGAUUAUUCAGAAGAUGAAGGAGGUGGGCGCUAAAGUCACCAUGGAAUGAAUGGUAAGGCUUCUUCAUAUCGGAAUUGGAGGACAAUAAAGAUUAGGAUACGCAAAACGCAGGCUUAUGAUUUUCAAAUGGGAAAAGGAUUAGCUGAUGCAUUGCACAAGCACUGCUGAUGGCGAGCAACAGAGAUUUCUCCAAUGUUAGUGUAAUCCAGAGAUUUUUUUUUGGUAAUGGAAUUUUUUUGGGUCAGAGCUGCUUUUUGAUGUUUCAUUAUUCUCUCGUUUUUGGUCUGACGCUAAUUUAGAAGCAAGUUUUGGCUCAAGUAAUGUGUAUGCAUUGCCCUUCUGUUGUGGAAAUUACUUCCAUUGGUGGAUUUGUUAGUUUGUUUGAGACUAUGCAAUUUUGACUUUUGUACCCCUACAAAAUCACAAUGUUUGAAAUAUCAAAUUACAAAGGUACUUGCGGUGGACACACUUUUUUCCUCGUGUGAUAAUGAAGCUCCUGGACCAGGUGGUUGUACUGUUUGUUUCUUUAAGAAGACUUGGUAUAUUAUUCGGGGCGGGGAAAGUAAAUGCCACUGCUACCAUUUUGGUUCCAGAAAUUCCGAACCCAAGUUCCGUGUCCGACUAUAGACCCAUCUCCUGAUGCAACACUACCUACAAAGUCAUCCAAAAUUCUCACUAAUAGACUCAAAGCUGUGAUUCAUCUCAUGGCCAGUUCUUCCCAAGCUGCUUUCAUCUCAAGGGUCAGGGCCUUUCUCUCUGGGCGAGUGCAUCCGAUUCAAAAGUCCUUUCCUAAACCCCUUCCCGUUCAGUCGAUAAGAGAUAGAGAGAAGCAACACCAUUUCGUGUUCUCCUUGUUUUGCAUCCCAUUUGUGCAUACCACAAAAUGAAUAGGGGAUGCAGAGGACCAUCACCUUUGGUUCCCCUUGUAAUGGUGGGAGUUCUUGGUCUACUCAUACUUGGCUCGUUCCUUCAAACUGUCGUUGAUACCUUUUCACCUCUGUUGGAGCUCGGGGGAGAAUUAGAGGACCGCGAAUGGACCUUCGUCGUGCUGCUUAUUCUGGUCCUUUUCUUGCUGCUAAUACAAAUGACCGUGAAUUUUAAAACCGACAGCUUCGGUUACGAUGGCGAAGGAUUUGGGUUGGGAUCUGUACUUUUGUUGGUGGUUUUUUUCGUUCUGUAUCUCAUCUUUACUUAUGAAUAAUGUCGUGCGAGCUGUUUGUUCGUUCAAUUCUGGAAGUGUGUGCUGCUUGUAUUUCAUGGUGAAGCUAAAUAGGGUGUUGGUGCAGUUUAGAAUUUGUGCAUACAAGUUUUGUGAUAUCAGUCUCCAUUGUCCCC
Molecule: messenger RNA, 2022 nt
Organism: Rhododendron vialii
Lineage: Eukaryota; Viridiplantae; Streptophyta; Magnoliopsida; Ericales; Ericaceae
Exons: 3
Coding region: 185-736 (183 amino acids)
Biological process (GO): translation
Cellular component (GO): ribosome
Molecular function (GO): structural constituent of ribosome
Source: RefSeq, a predicted model, not a curated record